This is a messenger RNA of Pelobates cultripes (western spadefoot toad), 255 nucleotides long. NCBI's taxonomy places the organism in Eukaryota, Metazoa, Chordata, Amphibia, Anura, Pelobatidae. The record is from the annotation of a GenBank genome assembly.
AUGCAGAUGUCGGAGCCUAACAAGCAGAUCCCAGCCACACAGACCCACACAAUGGCAGACGCCACGUGCGACUGCAUUGGCGGCAGAGCGGAGACCGAUGUCCGGAAAAGACUAGACGUUAUCUUCAACGCCUUUUGGGCACAACUAGGACUCAGAGAGCGACAGGUCAACAUACAAGCGACCUUACCCAGAGACGAACCCGCACGUGCUGGCUACAGCCACGCUGUUCCCCGCUCGGAGGCAACCACAAGAUAG